This is a messenger RNA of Arabis nemorensis, 813 nucleotides long. The record is from the annotation of a GenBank genome assembly. NCBI's taxonomy places the organism in Eukaryota, Viridiplantae, Streptophyta, Magnoliopsida, Brassicales, Brassicaceae.
AUGUUAUUGAGAAGCAUAUCUGCUCCGAUACUGAAGUAUUGGCUACCACAACACUGCUCGUCUCUCGAGCCAGAUUCACAGCUCCAACGCCGAAACAGAUCGUUGUCUCUUCUCUCAUCAAAGUCCAUCGAUGGAGACAACGGGGAGCUGUUGCACCAAGCUCUCUCUGAGCAUAAAGAAAGUUUUCUUAAAUCAAGUAACAACGACGAUAAAACCCUAACAUCACGCAGGCAACGCAGGUCAUCUUUAGAUGAAACAGCCAGUGUUCUUAAAUCAAGUAACAACGAGGACAAAACCCUAAUACCACACAAGCAACGCAGGCCAUCUUUAGAUGAUACAGCCAACAGGAGAAAUAGUUUGAAUCACUCGCCGACUUUUUUAGUGGAGAGGCUGUUCUCGAGCUCCGGAAUGGGAGAGAAAGUCAGAGGUGAUGAUAAUGAUUGUCUGGAGACUCUUGUGAGUGGUGGGGCUGGUGGAAGCAGCGGGGGCAAGAUUUGCAACGGUGGUGGUGUCGGCGGAAGCGGUGUUGACGGCGGCGGAAGUGUGGACGCCACCGAAGCCUAUUACCGGGAAAUGAUCGACAUGAAUCCAGGAAACUCGCUUUUGACCGGAAACUACGCUAAGUUCUUGAAAGAGGUGAGAGGAGACACGAAGAAAGCAGAAGAGUAUUGUGAAAGAGCAAUUUUGGGAAACACAAACGAUGGAAACGUUCUUUCGCUAUACGCCGAUCUCAUUUUGCAAAACCACGGAGAUCGUAAAAGAGCCCAUUCCUACUUACUACAAGCCGUCAAUAUGUCUCCACAAGAUUGGUAA